AUUUGCGCUUAAACUGUACCAGAUUGCAGGCCCUUCCCUCGUGGGCGUGCGUAACAGUCCGCGUCCCUUUUCUAAAUAUAACUCCCCUUAAAGCACAGAGAAACAAUCCUUAUCCAAUCAGGGACUGCCUCAAAACUUGUCAGUGUAGAUUUUUUUCGGAUACACCAUUGCGCUCUGGCCCAUUCUGAGGCCCGGGGUGGUGCGUAGAAGAGCGCACAGCUGGAGGCGCAUUGUCUCUAUGCAAACUGCCCGACAUGGCUUUUGUAUGUGUUUGGGCAUAUAUGGAGGCAACGGCGGCCCGGAGCCCACAGCCCGUGUGAAGUCUCAGGGAGAGUCGCCCCCGCUCGUGUUGCGCGCGUUUCCCUCGUCUCUCUCUCGGUCUCCGCUAUGAGCUGCCUGGAUGUGAUGUACCAUCAAAGCUAUGGAGCGCACUACCUCCCGGCCGCUGCGUACAAGGCGACGUACUACAACCACCAGCAGCAACAGAGGAAGCUAAGUGUCUACAACAAGAUGCAGGAGUGUAUGGAACAACAGUCUAUUGGAUCUAGAGCAAUGCUGCCUCACAACCUUCACCGCCAGGCCUCUAUUCGCAGAUCGCCCUUGGACACGGACCUGAAGGACAGUAACCAGCCAGCGGAGGCAGAGUAUCUGAGUGCCCGCUGCGUUUUGUUCACUUAUUUCAGAGGGGAAAUCGGGGAUGUAGUGGAUGAACAUUUCUCGAGAGCUCUGAGCCAGGCCAGCAGCUUCAGCAGUGAGAGCAAGCCACUGCAAGUGACACAGCCAACCCCAUCCACCUCUUCAGGAGCAUGGAAAGAUGGUUCUUCUCCUCUCGAGUCCCCAACCCACUCCGGUUGGACCUCCUCUUGCCCCUCCCAAUCCAGUAUCCCAGUGCAUCCAGACUUUUCCUCCAGCCCUAUCUCCUUCCCCCCAGAAGGCCCUCUCUGGACUGGGCACGUCUUCUCCCAAAGCAGCCUCCCUCCUCCACCUCCUCCACCCACCACCCUCGCUGACUCCUGGUCAUACAGCCUUAACCCCCAAACCAGUUCCUCCUAUCCCAAUGUCCAGGAUGUCUACCAUACCCACUCCCACAGCAACACCAUGCACUCUCGCCAUCCUCACCAUCACCCAAUGCUUCACCCGUACCCCGCUCACACUUCAACAAUAGACCCCAGGUUCAGCCCGCUGUUGCUGCCUAGCGUUAGAAACCAGAGCCAGCCUUCGGCCAGUUCAAGUCCACUCAGCGAAGGAGUCAAAACGGAAUUGGACGCUAGCAGCCCAGCCACGCCUAUUUCGUGGGCUCCAACCAGCAUACAUGGAUCAUUGGAGAUGUAUGAUUCCAAUGCAUAUGCCAGAAUGCCCCAGCUCUCAACAAGCUCUCGUCUGCUCCCCUAAAAAUACCAAAAUGGACAUUGUUUCUUGAUUUUGCAGCUCAAACCAAAGCUAAAAUCUGGUUUUAAAAGGACAUUGACCAGAGUUCAUAACUGAUGCCAAAGGGACCUACUAUGAAGCUUUAGUGGUUGCAACACCAGCACUGUAUGUAUAAAGUAGAUACUAGUACGCUUACUGUAGACUCAAAAGUAUUGCACUGUUCACACUAUUUCUUAUGGAGAAAAACUCAGGCUUGUUGAUUUGAACUGUUGACUGCCAAGAAAGCUACUAACUUUACAACCAAAUUUAUUUUUAAUGCAUUUUGUGUGAUAAAGUUCUGUUUCAAGAGCCUGAUUUUGACUAUUUGUUUUUGGUUAUUAUUGUAAAUGUGCUAAAUGACUUUGCUGGAGUAUCUCUGUUUAAAUGUCGACUGAUGAUUUUUCCCUUUUUUGCAUUUGAAGAAUUUGUAAAUAUUGUUACAGUAUGUCUAAGUAAUAAAUUGUUGAACUAAAUUGGAUAA
Molecule: messenger RNA, 1888 nt
Organism: Periophthalmus magnuspinnatus
Lineage: Eukaryota; Metazoa; Chordata; Actinopteri; Gobiiformes; Gobiidae
Gene: vgll3
Product: vestigial-like family member 3
Exons: 3
Coding region: 388-1392 (334 amino acids)
Biological process (GO): regulation of transcription by RNA polymerase II
Cellular component (GO): nucleus
Source: RefSeq, a predicted model, not a curated record